This is a messenger RNA of Sarcophilus harrisii (Tasmanian devil), 3480 nucleotides long. It is a transcript of the gene FOXA1, whose product is annotated as forkhead box A1. Gene Ontology annotation, molecular function: RNA polymerase II cis-regulatory region sequence-specific DNA binding; protein domain specific binding; DNA-binding transcription factor activity, RNA polymerase II-specific. Gene Ontology annotation, biological process: cell differentiation; regulation of transcription by RNA polymerase II; anatomical structure morphogenesis. The coding region runs from base 791 to 2191 and encodes 466 amino acids. The record is from RefSeq and is a predicted model, not a curated record. NCBI's taxonomy places the organism in Eukaryota, Metazoa, Chordata, Mammalia, Dasyuromorphia, Dasyuridae. The transcript has 4 exons.
CUGUCACUAUGAGCAAAGAUAUUUAAACUCUUUUGACCUAUCUCUGGUUUCCUCAUGGGAAAAAUGAAGAUAAUAAUGCUUUCACUAUCACCUCACAAAGUUGUGAGGAAAGCAUUUUAAAGACUUUAAAGCAACAUCUAAACAUUUAUUUACAAUGGUUGUAGCAAGUUUUUCUUUUUAAAAAUAAUAAAAUGUGCUUACACUAAAAGUAGAUAAAUGUUUUACCUCUGACAAAAAUGGAGCCUUGUCAGAAAAUGAGGUCAAAGAAUUCCAUAAAAGAUGAUGUCACGACUGACACAAUUUAAGAUUUGGAGGAAGGUUGGCAAGAUUGAUGAGUGAGGGGCUGAAGGUGGUGCAAGAAUGUAGAGGGGAAGGGCCAGUGAGAAAGGAAAGAAGGAGAAAGGCGGGGUGGAAGAAACUUGCCAGGUGCAAGCGUCUUUGUGCAGCGGACAAAUGGGGAGAAGAGAAGGAGGUGGGCACUUGGGCGACGUAAGAUCCACAUCAGCUCAACUCCACUCGCAUCCCAGCCGGCACUUCCUCACUUUCUCAAGUGUCUCUCACCCACGCCGCUCUACGCCCUCCUUUCCCUUUCCCCAACCCUCCUCCCACCAGCUGCAAUAAAGAGUACACCGGGAAUUGGCUUCCUCCUACGUGGGGUGCUAGUUUGGUUGGUGACUGGGUUUUUUUGUAGUGUUGUUAUUGUUGCUGGUUGUUUCCCCCCUUUCUCCCUUCUUUGCUGCCCGCGGUUUUUUGCAAAGGGCUGGAUGAUUAUACCGGGCACGUUGGCUCCAUGAUGUUAGGUACGGUGAAAAUGGAAGGGCACGAAACUAGCGACUGGAACAGCUACUACGCGGAAUCUCAGGAGGCCUACUCCUCAGCACCGGUUAGCAACAUGAAUUCGGGUCUAGGCUCAAUGAACACCAUGAAUACCUACAUGACUAUGAACACCAUGACCACUAGUGGCAACAUGACGCCAGCUUCUUUCAACAUGUCCUAUGCCAACCCAGGCCUAGGGGCCGGACUAAGUCCCGGGACUGUGGCUGGAAUGCCAGGAGGUUCAUCCAGUGCCAUGAAUAGCAUGACCGCAGCAGGGGUGACUGCCAUGGGAGCGGCCCUGAGUCCUGGGGGCAUGAAUACCAUGGGAGCUCAACAGGCUGCCUCCAUGAAUGGCUUGGGUCCUUACACUGGGUCAAUGAACCCUUGCAUGAGCCCUAUGGCAUAUGCCCCUUCCAACCUGAGCCGCAGCAGAGGGGACGCCAAAACCUUCAAGCGGAGCUAUCCUCAUGCCAAACCCCCCUACUCCUAUAUCUCUCUCAUUACCAUGGCCAUCCAACAAGCUCCCAGCAAGAUGCUGACCCUGAGCGAAAUCUACCAAUGGAUUAUGGAUUUAUUUCCCUACUACAGGCAGAAUCAACAACGCUGGCAGAAUUCCAUUCGCCAUUCAUUGUCGUUCAAUGACUGCUUUGUCAAAGUGGCUCGCUCUCCCGACAAACCUGGCAAGGGCUCUUACUGGACCCUGCACCCAGACUCUGGCAACAUGUUUGAGAACGGCUGCUACCUGCGUCGUCAGAAGCGCUUCAAAUGCGAGAAGCAAGCUGGAGCGGGAGGCGGCGGCGGCGGUAGCGGUGUAGGCAAAGGAGGUCCAGACAACAGGAAGGAGACCCCGGGAGGCUCCAGCACAAGCUCCAACUCCCCCUUACAUCGCGGGAUGCACGGCAAAUCCUCCCAAUUAGAAGGCGCCCAGGCGUCGGGUUCUGCGGCCAGCCCCCAGCCUCUGGACCACAAUGGAGCUGGGGCGACAGGGGGCGCCCAGGAGCUAAAGACUCCGGCCUCUUCUUCUGCCCCACCAAUCACCACCGGGCCCGUGGCAUUAGCCUCGGUGCCCCCCUCCCACCCAGCACACGUCUUGACACCCCACGAGUCCCAGUUGCACCUGAAAGGGGACCCCCACUACUCCUUCAAUCACCCCUUCUCUAUCAACAAUCUUAUGUCCUCCUCCGAGCAGCAACACAAGUUGGACUUCAAGGCCUAUGAGCAGGCUCUGCAGUACUCACCCUAUGGUGCAGGGCUGCCAGGGAGCCUGCCCCUGAGCAGUGCCUCCAUGGCCGGAAGGAGCACAAUUGAGCCUUCAGCUCUGGAGCCUUCUUACUAUCAAGGUGUGUAUUCCAGACCCGUCCUAAAUACUUCUUAGCUCCUGUGACUGGUUCUUUUUCUGGGAUGACUAUUCUGGUAACAGAAGAAAUUAAAAAAACAAACAAACAUUCAUGAAACCCUAAUAAACUUUUUAUUUUACGGUUUUGCACAAUCAUUUCCCCCUCCAGUGCAAAGGAUUGUUACUAUAUUAUUAUGUUCAAAAGGCAUUGUGUAUGUUAUUAUAAAGCAUUUCAAAUAACCGAACUAAAAUCCUUCCUGCAAAGUUUAGUGAUCCAAAAUUGUAUAUAUAAAGAUAUUUCUUCUUGUGCUUCCUUUCCUCCUUCUAGUCCUCUCUCUUUUCCUGUGUAUUUAAAAAGAAAGAGGUGGUCAAACUUGUAAAAUAAUUGUAUUUUUUCCACUCUCUUUACUGUCCAACUUGCCAAAAGUUUACAGGUAUGUGGCAAUGUUCUUAAUGUUAAGAACCCAGAAAAAUAAAUGAGUAGAUUUGGGGUCCCUUUAAAAACUAUUGAAGGAUCUUAAUGCAGCAAAACACAAGCAAAAUACAAGAAUCAGAAGUACUGUUUUUUUAGAUCAUCUUUCAGAUAACUUGAUUUAGAAGGAUAUAUGUAUAUUAUGUAUAAUUUUUCAACACAUGUACACAUAUAUGUAUAUUCUCUCUUCUUGCCUAGGUAUAUGUAAUUUUACAUAUACCUAGGUAAUAAACAUAUUACAUCUUCAAAAGUUGCCUGGGAAAGUGAUGUUACAUGGACUACUGCUCAUUUGAUAUUCCAAACUCUUUCUUUCUUACUACUUGUAUAGAUUUGAUAAAAAUUGAUUUAAAAAUUUUUUGCCCACAUGUAGCUCUCUACUGUUUGAUUUACUGACUAUUAGUCAUUCAAGGAGCAUUAACUAUGUGUUGGAACAAUUCAAUAAAAAGACAAAAAUAAAAGAAAUAUGGUCAUCUAACUAUAGGGACACUUAAAACAUAUAAACAAACCUGUGUAUUAUGCCAUUAUACAAGGGUUAUUUUUCCAGAAAAAAAAAAGAGUUCUUAAAACAUUAGGAGAUUAAAGCAAGAUGUAAGUUGCUUAAUUUUGAAAUCUGGUCCAAGGUCCCAAAAUUAUUUUUACUCUGCCACUUAUUACCAUUGUUCACUUAUUUCAUCCAAUGUUAAUGCACCUUCCACAGUCUAAUGUGGUGUUAGCAUAGCCAGAUGGAUUUUUAUUAUUAUUCCUGUUUGCUUUCUCAGUGUUCUUAAUUUAUUGCAUGGCUUAUAUUUCUUUCUUUUACAGAUGAUAUUGCUUUAUGUGAUGGUUAAAAUAACAAAUUAAAAAGUUAAUUUUUAUA